Molecule: messenger RNA, 479 nt
Organism: Penaeus vannamei (Pacific white shrimp)
Lineage: Eukaryota; Metazoa; Arthropoda; Malacostraca; Decapoda; Penaeidae
Source: RefSeq, a predicted model, not a curated record
CCGAGACUGCGCAGCCCGGCAGCUGAACCUGUCUCACCGAUAACCUAAAUCACUUACUCUCACCGCUGGGAACCGGCAGUCACCUUCUGCGAGCCACAAUGGCCAAAACUGCCUCGUUUGUUCUCUUGCUGUUUGCUUACGCGACCGCCCUGCCCCAACCGCCCUCGCUCGGCGGCUUCCCACAGGAUGACCUCCAGCGCGAGAUGAGCACUGCCCUCAGGACGGGUGACACGGGACCAUUGCUGAAGGAGGUGAUUCGGCGCCUCGACCUCAGACACCUCCUGGCCAGCGAGAGGCUUCCUGACGCGCAUCGCAGCUCGCUGCUGUGUUCCACCUGCAGCGUGGGCGUCGCGCAGAUCAUCCAGGAGGUGGAGAACGGCGCCGCACCCGAGGCCAUCGCGGGCCAGCUGACGGACCUCUGCGUGGCCCUCGGCGUCGCGACGCUCAACGUGUGCCAGCACUUCUUCGCCCUCGCUGAG